Fusarium odoratissimum NRRL 54006 is the source of this 1164-nucleotide messenger RNA. RefSeq lists its product as uncharacterized. Lineage: Eukaryota; Fungi; Ascomycota; Sordariomycetes; Hypocreales; Nectriaceae. The record is from RefSeq and is a predicted model, not a curated record. The transcript is spliced from 3 exons. Gene Ontology annotation, cellular component: membrane. The coding region runs from base 105 to 437 and encodes 110 amino acids.
AGCUCCGCAGCUUCAUCUUAGACAUAAAAUAACAAGUUGCUGUUUCAUCUUGAAAAUUUACAAAUUCCAUUGAGAGACCAGACAGUAAGGAUACAAGCAAUACAAUGGCCACCGUCAAUUACCACGAUCUUGAGCUUCCCGCCUACAUCCUCGGUGCUCUGACCGCAGGAGGCGGUAUCAUGGGAUACGCGCGCACACGAUCUGUUCCUUCAAUCGUUGCUGGCUGCGCUGUUGGAUUUUUAUAUGCUCUUGGUGGCUAUCGCAUUCAGAAUGAGCAGCCUUAUGGAGUCGAGCUUGGCCUUUUAGCCUCCGUCAUUCUUGGGGGAUCUGCUUUCCCCCGAGCCCUUCGUCUGAGGAAACCGGUUCCAAUUCUUCUCAGUGUCAUUUCAGCAUUUGGCCUCUUCACCUACGGUUCUGCUCUUCGAAGGAGGGCCUGAGACAGCUGUCAGAUGAUGAUAACUUAGUCAAAGGAAUGGUACGAUGCAAUAAAACCACUUGUUCUGGAUCGACGGACUGGCUAUCUGGAGCUGUUCCGACUCAGUGUGAGACAUCGACAUAGUGUUGUGAUAAGCUUAACACCAGGACCCGGAUCACUUCCAUCGAUUGACAUAAACGAUAUGAGAAAGAGCUUAAAAUGCAGUUCUUUCGAUAUGGCGUAUUGUCAAGCGAUCACCACAGAAUUCUGGUAGCGCUCAGGUCAGGCUCUUUUAUGGUAGGAAGAUAGGAAUAAACGGCUUCAAACCGCGUGAAAGCUCCUACAAGUCAUGAAACUCUUCUCUCAUGCCUUCUACUCACAAAACUCCCAAACCUCGACCGCCAUGAAUCGUGUAUUGUGGGCUGUCUCCUUUGAUUUACUCUUCAACAAUGACCCGCCAAAUUUCAGGGAGAAUCAUGAGUUUAAGGCUAAGCUUUUUACAUGCUUAAUAAAUGUCUCAUACCAGAAAUAUUUUCCCUUAGGCCAACGUCUCGCUUAUCAUCGUCGAUUACUUAGGUUAUUCUCGGGUUGGGAGCAUUCGAAUAAGAACGAAAACCUGAUAUUAUGUUUCAGAAGGUUCUAUUAUGUGAUGUGGCUCGACUCACAAUUUGGAGAAUACUGGAUUUUUGAAGUAUCGCUGAAGGGUUUAUCAUCGAAGCAGGCUAUAGCGAUACCUCCGUUACUUGUCG